AUGCCACAAAAGGCAAAGGCCAAACCCAAGGCUCAACAACAGCCUCCGCAGACCGAGCAUCAGAAAAUCGCAGAGCAAUGGGCCAAAGCUGAACGCGCUCGCGCUUCUCAGCAAGCUACCAAUGCGAAAUUCGGGCUCCCUGCCGCCGAAGAGAACGUCGAGGUUCUGGAGCGACGACGCGAGACCCUUGAUAAGAGGCGGCGUAAGACAUAUGAGAGGCGUUGGCGAUGGGCUGCUGGCUUUUGGGUCGUCUUAUUCGCUAUCCAUGCGCUCGGCAUCUGGCUCUUUACAAGUGGCUUCCUGUUGACACGACUCGUGCUGGACGACAAGUCGAACUGCACUCUGCCUCCAAUUGAGAAUACAAAGGGCUCGCUGAACGUUGACCGCGGCUGCUGGCAUCCAAAGUCGUUCGACCGAGCUGUUGUAGUUCUAAUUGACGCGCUACGCUACGACUUUACAGUCCCCGAGGAUCCGGCGCAGGCUCAGCACUUCCACAACGCUUUCCCCUACCUCUACGAGACCGCCGCCAAGUCGCCCCAGAAUGCCUUCCUUCGCCCUUUCAUCGCCGAUCCCCCGACGGCCACGAUGCAGAGACUCAAGGGUCUUACAACAGGAACGUUGCCGACCUUUGUUGAUGUUGGAAGCAACUUUGCUGGAGCGGCUAUCGAAGAGGAUAAUCUGUUGAUGCAGUUGAAGGAUGCUGGCAAGAAGAUUGCCCACCUUGGCGAUGACACGUGGUGGUCUCUCUUCCCUGGCUACUUCGAGCCCAACAUUAGCAAGGCUUACGACAGUUUUAACGUCUGGGAUCUCCACACUGUCGACAACGGUGUUAUCGACAACAUCUUCCCCCUCUUGAAGCCGGAUCGAAAGGGCGACUGGGACCUCCUCAUUGGACAUUGUCUUGGUGUUGAUCAUGCCGGUCACCGAUACGGACCUGAUCACCCCGCCAUGGGUUCCAAGCUCCGCCAGAUGAACGAGUUUAUUCGCAAGAUGGUUGAAAACAUAGAUGACAAGACACUUCUCGUUGUUAUGGGCGAUCACGGCAUGGACAGCAAGGGAGAUCACGGCGGCGAAAGCGACGACGAGGUUGAAGCUGCUCUGUGGAUGUACUCCAAGAAGCCCUUUUUUGGCAGAACUUCCUCUGAUUUUGCUGCUCCUCCAGCCAAUGCCAAGAUUCGACCCGUGAACCAGAUCGAUCUUGUUCCUACUCUCGCACUGCUUCUGGGUAUUCCUAUUCCCUUCAACAACUUGGGAGCACCCAUUGAGGAGGCAUUUGCUGGUGUCAAGGGCAACGACUGGCGUAAUCUCAAAGCUGUCUCGCGUAUUGCUGCAGCUGGUAUUGAGAAAUACCAGGCAGCUUACCACAAGGCCCGGGGUCUGGUUCAGGGCGAGGGUCUUGAGUCUCCCGCUGCUCUUUGGGAAGCCGCUCUCGCCAUUGCUAGGAAUGAUCGGGAUGCUUAUGUUGCCUUUUCCAAAUUCCAAGAAACUACGUUAUCUGUUUGCAAGGACCUCUGGGCUCGCUUCGACGUUCCCCGUAUGAUCAUGGGGAUCGUCGUAUUUGGCGUCGGCCUCAUCUUGCUCUUGAUGUACUCUUCUCGAGAAGAGGAGGACGAGUAUGUCAUUAUGAAUGACGCAGAACUCGACUAUGCUGAGAAGAAGCUGGAGAUCAUGGCCUUCAAGGAGGACGAGCCUGAGCCUGAGGAUAUCUUCCACAAGAACAUCCUCAAGGGUCUCUGGGACCCCAAGAUUCUCUUCACUGUUUCUGUUCUUACUGGUGUUGGUCUGUAUCGUCAACAACCUGUCGAGGGAGUCGUCGCGCUUGUUGCGGUGCUAUUCAUGGCUGGUCUCAGCUCAUCGCUCCACGAGGUGGGAAAAAGCAUUCUCAACGUCUUCCCCUCUUCAUUCUGGGGCUGGUUGGCUGUUAUCUUUACCGUCAGUCACUCGAUUGGAUUCGCGUCCAACUCGUACACAAUCUGGGAAGAUUCAAUCCUCCUUUUCUUCAUUACCACUUUUGGUGUAGCGAGCGCCGUCUCUGCGUUUCGCCUUGAGGCUCGUCGUGAGAAGUUCUUGGGCAUCUACCACUCUGUUGCUUUUAUUGUCCUCGGCCGUGUUGCCUCGUACUCAAAACUUUGCCGUGAGGAGCAGAUGCCUUACUGCACCUCUACCUACUAUGCUUCCUCGACUUCCUCCACCUCUGCGACAUGGCAGCUAAUCAUUCCUUUUACUGUAUGUCUUGUCCUUCCGGCUCUCAUCAAAUCUUUCCUUGUUACAAGCAGGUCGUACGAGGGUCUUGCUCCUACAUGGAUCGGCUACGUCGUUCGCGGGGGUCUUUUCCUUUCUGCUCUCUACUGGGUCAUUGAUGCUGCUGACAAUGGAGGCUGGCUUGAGGGACGACUCCCUGAGGGAACCCCGAAGACCAUCGGUGUGUACUUGGCCCAGAUGGUUCUUGCUCUGGCCUUCAUCGCCGGAAGCACUGCUUUUGUUUGGGCUCCUCCUAGCGUAUCCAUCCUCCAGUCGGCUGGAGCUGGUGGCCGCCCUGUUGUGACCAUCAUUGGAUACGGCAACGCUAUUGGUGCUCGUUACCUGUUGCUACCUCUCAACAUUCUGUUGGGUUGCUUCCUCCUAUCCAAGCCCAUGGGUGGUGGUGCGCUUGCUCUCAUGUUUUGGCAAAUCCUCACACUAGCUGAGCUUUUGGAUCUCAACGAACUCAAAUCAAGUCCUAUUGGGCCUGUCAUGCUGGCUAUCCUUGGAAACUUCUACUACUUCAAGACAGGCCACCAGGCUGUCCUGUCCAGCAUCCAGUGGGACAGCGCCUUCAUUCCUCUCUUCAGUAUCCGCUAUCCUUGGACACCCCUGGUUGUUAUCCUCAACAGCUUCGCCGGCCAGAUCAUUGCUGCUGCGUCCGUGCCGCUACUUUCUCUUUGGAAGGUUGGGCCGAAGCAGAAGGGGGUUUUGGAAACGGCCACUCGCGGCAUUGGUGUCUUUAUUGUUUACUACACCGUUGAAGCCCUGGCCACUAUGAGCUGGGCUGGCUGGCUUCGUCGUCACCUAAUGCUCUACCGGGUCUUCAGCCCUCGUUUUAUGCUGGCCGGCACUGUUCUUCUUGUGCUGGACCUGGUAACUAUCUUAGUUACGCUGACAGGUCUGCGAAGCAAUACUCUGUCUCUUGGAGAAGUGUUUGGAUGGGCUGACUAG
This is a messenger RNA of Fusarium sp. VM40, 3195 nucleotides long. The record is from the annotation of a GenBank genome assembly. Lineage: Eukaryota; Fungi; Ascomycota; Sordariomycetes; Hypocreales; Nectriaceae.